Momordica charantia (bitter melon) is the source of this 1092-nucleotide messenger RNA. RefSeq lists its product as uncharacterized. The record is from RefSeq and is a predicted model, not a curated record. NCBI's taxonomy places the organism in Eukaryota, Viridiplantae, Streptophyta, Magnoliopsida, Cucurbitales, Cucurbitaceae.
UUAGUUUAACGAGACAGAAAUGGCAAUGGCGAAUUUCAACGGUUUCUGUGAUGGAAUUGAAGGUGAGCCAGAGAAAUAGAGCAGACCGUUUUUCUCUCCUCCCCAAGUUGCUCCCACAACCCACUCUCCCUUCUCAAACUCACAGAACUUGGGCUUACGCUAAAAGAUCAUCGAAGAAUCAAUUCGGAGCCGUUGCGCUGAGAUGGAGGUUUCAACUUCAGGAUAUACCCAGAGAUCAAUCCUUCACUAAGCACCACUUUGUUCGUAUUGUCGAAGGAUGUCAAUUGGGUAGGGGCGAGACGUUCACUUCGAUUUUGAAGCAGAAUGGAGUUUCUACACAUUCCAUUGUCAUAGUUAAUAGGAAGAUAGGGGACACCGAUCUAGAACACAAGGGGCAGGAUAGCAAGAUUCGAAAUCCUCUAGCGAUUAGAGAUGUAUAUCAAUUGCAAGAAAAGCUUCAGAGUUCUUUAAAUGGACUUCAGAACUAUAAAAAGCUUUUCUUGCACGUCUCCCCUCGUCUACCUCCUGCUAGAACCACUAGUUUUAUAGUUUUGGUUCCUCUUAUAGUAUUUUGUGCCAGAUGCAUAAUUGGUGCUUCUUAUGCUAGAGUUUCCAAAACAUCAAAGCUUAAAACUAUUGAUAAAUCAGAGGGAGAGCAUCACAAGUUUAGAAGCGGGCAUUGGAGAUCUGCUCUCCGCGAUAUAAGGGAACUAGAUGGUUUGGAUUCUGAGUCAUCCACAGAUCCUUCUGUAAGUAAUAGUCCUUCGGUAGAUGAACAGAUUUCAGUUGAAGAUUUGUCACAUGCUUACAAGAAACUGGACAAGGACUACGAAAAGUUUCUAUCAGAAUGUGGACUGAGUAAUUGCGGCUACUGGCGUGGGGUUCCCCGAGUCAAUAAGAAAGGAAUUCAUUGACUUCAAACUAAAAAAGUGGGUCAAUGCUAUGGACAAGGAGUUGUGAGUUCUCUAGGAGAAAGCGUAGAAUAGUUUUCCUUGUGUAUUCUGGUAGAGUAAAUCUUUAAACAAACCAAACUGAUGUAAUUAAGCUUGAAAUUGAACAAAAUUUAUGCAUAAUGCAUCCCAUUUACAACAA